UUCUACAAUUUCUUUCAUUGCUGCUUGAAAAUUUAGCUGUCAUGGCUGCUCUAAGAUUCAAUCCUUCAAGAAUCAGACACCCUUUACUUCAAACUCAUAAACCUAUUUCCAAUUUGACUUGUUUAACUGAAUUCCCCUUUCAAUCAGUAGCAAAAUUUCCCAAAACGAAGCUCAAGUCUGUUCAUUCUCCAUCAUGUUCAAUUUCUGAAGCUUCUUCCAUUUCAUCAACGUUGGAAGCUGAAGAAGAUGAUGAUGACCCCACUGCUGAAUUAGUGUAUCUUGACCCUGAAAUUGACCCUCAGAGCAUUUCUGAAUGGGAAAUAGAUUUUUGCUCUAGGCCAAUUCUUGAUAUUAGAGGCAAAAAGUUAUGGGAGCUUGUUGUUUGUGAUGAUUCCUUGUCCCUUCAGUAUACCAAAUAUUUUCCAAAUAACGUUAUCAAUAGCAUCACUUUGAAAGAUGCUUUAGUCUCCAUAUGUGAUGACUUAGGCGUGCCCUUACCAGAUAAAAUCCGCUUCUUCAGGUCACAAAUGCAGACAAUUAUUACAAGAGCUUGCAAUGAGCUUGGCAUCAAACCUGUUCCUAGCAAACGGUGUUUAUCACUUGUUCUUUGGCUCGAAGACCGCUAUGAAACUGUUUAUACUCGCCAUCCUGGUUUUCAAAAAGGAGCCAAGCCACUUCUUGCUCUUGACAAUCCUUUUCCAAUGGAACUUCCUGAGAAUCUUUAUGGAGAAAAGUGGGCCUUUGUCCAGUUGCCUUUUUCAGCUGUUCGUGAGGAAGUAUCUAACCUGGAGACUAGGUUAGUUUUUGGUGCAAGUUUAGACUUGGAUCUUCUGGGGAUCGAAAUUGAGGACACAACAUUGAUUCCCGGAUUAGCGGUUGCAACCUCACGUGCAAAACCAUUAGCAGCUUGGAUGAAUGGUUUGGAAGUCUGUUCGAUUGAAGCUGAUGUUGCCCGAGCUUCCUUAAUUUUGUCUGUGGGUAUCUCUACCCGCUACAUUUAUGCCACUUACAAGAAAAACCCUGUAUCCACAAGUGAAGCAGAAGCUUGGGAAGCAGCAAAGAAAGCAUGUGGAGGUUUGCACUUCCUUGCUAUUCAAAAUGACCUGAAUUCUGAUGAUUGUGUUGGAUUCUGGCUUCUAUUAGACUUGCCACCUCCACCUGUAUAACUUGAUAAACUGAAUACAAGGUUUUCCUUUGUACAUUCUAUUUUCUUCCUGCCCUUGACAUUUCCUGAAUGUAGAGAGAUCAGCUUGCAAGUCGUCAUAUUGCAUCAAUAGCAAUUAGAUUCUAUUCAAGUCUCGCGAAAGUAGAGGGAAAAUAUCUGAAAGAAUUAUGGUCAUUUUGAGCAUUUACAUAAAAUACAGUAUGUGAUAUGUUCAAAUUGAGAAAUGUGGAAAUUCUUAUGCUCUCUCUUUGCA
Molecule: messenger RNA, 1418 nt
Organism: Nicotiana tabacum (common tobacco)
Lineage: Eukaryota; Viridiplantae; Streptophyta; Magnoliopsida; Solanales; Solanaceae
Product: protein TAB2 homolog, chloroplastic
Molecular function (GO): RNA binding
Source: RefSeq, a predicted model, not a curated record